UGGACGAAAUCAAAUAAUCACUUGAACUCCCGAGAAAGCUUGAGUGGACUACUGGCUCAACCCUUCCAGAGGCUAACCCGAUAUGGCAUCCUCAUUAGGCGAAUUAAAGAAUCUACCACUGAUGAAUAUGACAUCUCAGCCCUGACGGAAAUGCUGGCAGCAGUGGAAGAUUUCGUGAAGGAGGUUGAUGUUAAUCAGCCAGAGCAGGAGUCUAGGACAAAACUGAAUGAUUUCAUCCAGCGUAUUCACAAAUACAAUAUCGCUGAUUCCCUCCGAUCUGAUUUUAACACGGAGUUGCCCCCGGCGAUGGCGGACAUUGGGACUAUUCUGCGUCAGCCAAUGAGGAUUAAGGGACGCUCGCGCACGCGGAAACCAAUUGCCGAAGUCCAUGCCAAGGUCAAGUAUGUAGGAGGAAAGAUCUCCGAUGCUCUCUGUGUGCUUCUUUCCGACAUGAUCCUUAUUUGCAAGCACACCGGCUUAAGGAGGCGCAUAUGCGUCCACCGCCCUCCAAUUCUCCUCAGUCGCUUGACAAUCCAGCAGAAGAGGGAUGAUCCGACUUCCUUCAUUGGAUUUGUAAUUAACGAUCUCAAUUUGGUUGUGGACGCCUAUCUAUUUUCGAGUGAUGGGAGAGACCUCGAGAUGUGGAUUUCUCGUGUUCAGCAACAAAAGGCCGAAAUAGUCACAGUGCAGCAGUCGAAUCCAGUGCACCGAGAUUCCCUCAACGGGUUCUGGCAACACCGCUCCAAUACACUGAAUUCACUAGAUGGCCUGCCUCCGCGUAAGAACGAGUACCUCCGUAUGACCUCCUACGACUUUAAUCCGCACAUUGCAUACCGCAGUACAAAGCGCCGUAACGAGGCUCCACAACGUCCACGCCUCUCUGACUCUUUUUCCACCUCUAUCAGCGUCAUCGGACGCUCGCAGCAACUAGUAGAUAGUCCCGCUUGCCGUUCCGCCAACUGGCGUCUCGGUGCCCCUGCAGCACCAUCGGAGGGAGAGUAUACUCUAACAGAACGGUCGAGGAAUGGUAGCAGCGGCAUGGUUUCUAAAAGCACUAGCAGUGUCUCAGAUUCUUCUACCUCCUCCUCUUCCACCAACACGACUACGAAUACUACAACAUCGAUGUCGGAAGGGUCCCAGGACUCCACGAGAUCCUCUUCCCCCGCCGCAGUCACUCCCAAGGUCAAACAUUCUUUAAGGAGAAUAGUGGAUCUUGGUACUACCGAGCUUGUGAAAACAGAUUCCAUUGACAAGCGGUUGACACGGUGA
Hydatigera taeniaeformis is the source of this 1269-nucleotide messenger RNA. The record is from the annotation of a GenBank genome assembly. Lineage: Eukaryota; Metazoa; Platyhelminthes; Cestoda; Cyclophyllidea; Taeniidae.